Perca flavescens (yellow perch) is the source of this 2242-nucleotide messenger RNA. Its product is annotated as forkhead box protein P2-like. Gene Ontology annotation, biological process: regulation of transcription by RNA polymerase II. Lineage: Eukaryota; Metazoa; Chordata; Actinopteri; Perciformes; Percidae. Gene Ontology annotation, cellular component: nucleus. Bases 27 to 1646 code for a protein of 539 amino acids. The record is from RefSeq and is a predicted model, not a curated record. Gene Ontology annotation, molecular function: RNA polymerase II cis-regulatory region sequence-specific DNA binding; DNA-binding transcription repressor activity, RNA polymerase II-specific. The transcript has 16 exons.
ACUCCUAUUCAACGGUGUUUGUGGCUAUGAUGGCUCCUCAGCAGAUGCAGCAGCUCCUUUCCUCCAACCAGCUGCAGGCUCUCAUUCACCAGAAGCAACAAGCCCUUCUGCUCCAGCAGCAACAUCUGAAAGAGUUUUACAAGAAGCAACAACAGAUUCACCUGCAGCUGCUUCAACAAAAGCCCAGCAAAAAAGUCAAAGAGCUCCCUGCACAGCAGCUUGUGUUCCAGCAGCUCCUCCAGCAGCAGCAGCAGCUCCUCCGGGUGCAGAGACCCAUCCUGUCUUCCCCGGCCCUCUCUCCAGGUCACUAUGUUUCAUCUCCCUCAGCAGCAGUGUCUGUUGAAAGAAACGCUGGUUUUAGCCCUGCAAAGAUGCAGCAGAUAUGGAAAGAGCUCACAAACGGAAUAACUGAAGAUAAAACCACAUCGAAAGGCAAUCAGGACUCUUCUGCUAACAACAUAAUGUCAACAAAAGUCACAGGGAGGCAGACCGGUGACCAGCAGUCGUCUUCUCCUCGCAGGGCACAAUGUGCUGUCAAAGCUGAUCGCGCUGCCGCACACGCUCUCUACGGUCACGGUGUGUGUCACUGGCCCGGAUGCGAGUCGGUGUGUGAAAACUUCAGCCAGUUCAUCAAACACAUAGGCAGCGAGCACACUCUGGAUGAUAGAAACACAGCACAGUGCAGAGUCCAGAUGCAGGUGGUUCAGCAACUUGAGCUUCAGCUCGGCAAAGAACGGGAGCGUCUCCGAGCGAUGAUGUCUCACCUGCAUCUGCCAUCUUUAGAAUCUCAGUUGAUCUCUGCACCCGCAAGUCUACAGUUGCCACAAUCUGAUACGGCUGCUGACCCACACGGUCUUCAGCUCAGUUUAGUCGCCGGCACCCACAACCUGGCCUUGCCGAGCCCAUCAGACUCCCCCCAACCUCUGGCCUCUGUCAGCACUCCAUCCCAGGGGAGUGAAGAAGAGUGUGCUGGGGCCAUAAGAUGUCGUCAUCACCCUUUGGUCUACUCCCUGUCUUCAGAAAAUGAAUAUGAGCUUUACAAGAACACCGAUAUCAGACCACCUUUCACCUACGCAACACUGAUAAGACAGGCCAUUAUGGAAACAUCAGACAUGCAACUAACACUAAACGAGAUAUACAACUGGUUCACACGGACAUUUGCUUAUUUCAGACGCAACGCCGCCACUUGGAAGAACGCAGUGCGCCACAACCUGAGCCUGCACAAGUGUUUUGUGCGUGUGGAGAAUGUGAAAGGCGCAGUGUGGACAGUAGACGAGGUGGAAUACCAGAGGAGGAGAUCCCAGAAGAUCCCAGGGAGUCCAUCGCUGAUGAAAAAUGUGUCCUCCAGCCUUGAUUUUGGGACUGUUCUGAAUGCCAGCUUACAGACGGCGCUGGCUGAGGCGUCACUGCCAGGAUUCAAGAAGGAGUGUGUGAGCAGAAACUCCACGAGUCAAACGCAGGAGAACAUAGCAACAAACAGCAGCAGUAAACAAAACUUCUCUCCACGAGUCCAGCAGUCUCUCUUCCUUAAAGGCCAAGCGCUGAAUCUGAAUGACCAAGAAUCUCUGAUGGCCACAGUAAAGCCAGCCAUACUGCCGCGUGACAUGAGUGAAGAUUAUGAAGAACAUUUGUUUGACCCUGAAUGACAAGAGAACGCUUUCAAACACUCUGCCAAGGAGACCUGGCCAAGAAAAGUGCAUCAUGACAAGAAUCCAAACAGAGGAGAAUGAACACAAUCAAAAAGAAAAGUUGGGAUCUGAUAGUUUGGGGGAAACUGUGUAUUUUUCACCAUGAAGAAAUGCCACACUUUCAUGUAAAUAAUACAAUCCAAAAGCUAAAGGACAGACAGAUAUUUGUUAUAGUAUGAUGUAGAGAAGGAAUGUUUUGUCUGUUUUUGUGAUAGUUCAAAACACAGUGAAUGCUACAUUACAGCAAAGAGAGAGCUGUUUUCCGUUGAUGAAAUAUUUAAACACAUGUAUAGUCUGUACUAUGGCUUCUCUCUGUUGUCUUUGAAAAUCAGCCUGCUGAAAUGUGUUUUAUCAAUGUCUAUUUGUCUUGUGUGUUUACCUGUUUCCCUGUGUGUAACUUAUGUAUUUAAUACAUCACUGUCACUGAAAUAAAGAUUCCAAACAUUCCACUUUUAUAACAUUGUGAGGGUAUUUACAUUAGAUGCUGUGUUUGUCUGUAACUGUAUGCCCAAAGUGUCUGAUUACAAUGUAAUAAUAAAUAUAUGUAAACCUGA